Molecule: messenger RNA, 961 nt
Organism: Drosophila sechellia
Lineage: Eukaryota; Metazoa; Arthropoda; Insecta; Diptera; Drosophilidae
Product: trypsin beta
Exons: 2
Coding region: 1-945 (314 amino acids)
Biological process (GO): proteolysis
Molecular function (GO): serine-type endopeptidase activity
Source: RefSeq, a predicted model, not a curated record
AUGCGUUCCCACCAUUCGUUAUCUAUUUUCCGAACCCUAAACAAACACCAUCGAGUGGGAACAGUGCUACCCACACUCUACUUCCUCGUAGUAGCCCCCACCAUUCCAAGUUCAUUGCCGUGUGUAAACACCGAAGAACAGGUGUUUUUACUAGUCGAUAUCGAGAUUCAAGGUAUGCUGCUCCCGCUCAUGUUGUGGAUGCUUUGGAUUCGGGAGUCUGUUGCAGAGGAUCUGGAACUACGCCGAAGCCCACGUAUUGUGGGUGGCCACCCGAGUGAUGUAUGGAACCAGCCGCACGUGGUUAACAUCCGGCGACGUGGGAACUUCGAGUGCGGCGGUUCCCUGGUCACUCCACGCUGCGUCUUGACCGCCGCCCACUGCCUCAAGGAUGGCAAUCCAUCGGAUUUUGUGGUUCGUGGCGGGGUGACCUAUCUGAGUGAUAUGCGUAAUUCGCGCUAUGUGAGGAAAAUACUGCUGCCAUCGGCCUACAGUCGCACAACAUUGGACCACGACGUGGCGCUCCUUCAGCUCCAGCAACCGCUUCAAGCCUCCAUUGCGAAACCCAUCUCCUUGGCCGUGCGGUCUCCGCGACCUGGAUCUUUUGUCCGGGUUUCCGGCUGGGGAUUAACCGACUCGAGCUCCACGUCGCUGCCCAAUCAGCUCCAUAGUGUACAUGUGCAAGUGAUGCCGCAACGGGAGUGUAGGGAUCUGUACCGUGGCUACCGGAACAUAACGUCCAGUAUGUUCUGUGCCUCCGUGCCGGGCUUAAAGGAUGCUUGUGCGGCGGAUUCGGGUGGGCCAGUAGUUAAUUCGAAUGGUAUCCUUGUAGGCCUCGUGUCGUGGGGCAGGGCACAUCGGUGUGCCGCCAGGGAUAGUCCCGGAGUAUACUCCGAUGUGAGCUUCCUGUCCGACUGGAUAGCGGAUAAUAUUCACAGGUACUGCUAGCUCCGCUUAGAUCCUU